AUGGGUGCUCUCGGGUCAUGGCUGCAGAUGCUGUUUCAACCACUUCACUGUGAGCUUCCUGCUGGCCGUGCCUUGGUCACACGGAUGGUACUGCCGCUGCCACAGCUGCCAAUGUUGCCUGUGGAUCUACGGAUUGUGAAGGUCUCCCCUUCAGAAGCCACAUUUGGUUGGCAGCCUCCUUUGGUCCUGACAAUGGCGCACCCAGAAGUCAGGGUGGCCGCCCUACGCUUGGAGGUGGAUCAGUCGGAGCCGCCUUCCCAGUGGGCUUCAGAGUCGCGCGAUGCCAGAGAGGUCUUCGCGCCCCGCAGUACGGAGCUUUCAGAGGACUUUUCCAUCUUUGUAAUCGGCCACCCGAGCCUUACAGUGACCAUAGAGGUGCAGAGCAAUGCCUACUCCAUGCUGGCGGAGUGGAUGCGUACUCAGAGAUUCCAUGCCUGGCUCGGGGCAUGUUCUUGCCUGAGUGCUGCAGACCUCGUCGGUGCCAGGUGGGCCCAGUGGACCUUCCUGGCAGCCUGGCUCAUCACUACUCUGCUUUUGGAGCCUAUCUUCGAGGGCCCAUCUGAAAUGCUGCCCUCGCUUCGGGUCUUCAACAGCUUUCUGGCAGUGGGGCUGGCCUUACUGUCCAGACGAUGCGCAAAGGUCGUCUCGCGGUGUCGGCGCUGGGGGAGCCAGCCUCGCCAAGGAGCAUGGCGGCAAGCUAUCCUUGUCUUCGUAGCUUUGAUGCUUUUAGCCUCUAUUCAACCGGCAGGCUGUGUGCUUUUGCUGGCCAUUGCAAGUGCAUACAAUGCUGAUCCCAAGGCACCUGGCUUGGCGUCUGUACUCCUGGGGCCCUACUUGCUGUGUCACUUGCCGUCGAUCAUUCUGGCUGUUUGGUUGUUGCUGGGGCAGCAGAGAGAAGCCUCGGCACCCCACCUGCAGCGGUCCUUUGACAAAGCCUUCCAGAGCUCUCAGCAUGUGGCCUCCUUGUGGGCUGACUCGUGGAUUUUGGAGGGCCGCGCAGAUCUCCAUCCAGGGUUUCGACCGGCCCUUGGCCUCCUUUGUCCUGCAGCAGCCUUGUCUUGCUGCAUGGCAGGUCGAGGCGCUGUGAGUUCGGUCGGCUUUGCAGCGCUAAUGCUAAUGAUAUCGGUGGCGGUGACCAUUUAUGCCGCAACUUCUUCCAGCCGUUUGUGGUGGGCAUGCCAGCCGGUCUUAGCAGCGCAUUUGGUGCCACUCAUUCUGCCUCGGACCCAGGCCAAAGAUGAAUGA
Molecule: messenger RNA, 1245 nt
Organism: Durusdinium trenchii
Lineage: Eukaryota; Dinophyceae; Suessiales; Symbiodiniaceae
Source: the annotation of a GenBank genome assembly